Molecule: messenger RNA, 4559 nt
Organism: Amphiprion ocellaris (clown anemonefish)
Lineage: Eukaryota; Metazoa; Chordata; Actinopteri; Pomacentridae
Exons: 5
Coding region: 373-1659 (428 amino acids)
Source: RefSeq, a predicted model, not a curated record
CAGACGGCACGACACAACAGGAGGAUUUCUUAAUAUCUCUUCUGCUGUGUUCUUUAUAUCCUGCAGUCUGACAACGUGCUUCUGCUCACUUCCAGAACAGUCAUUUUUGGCGCAGUGGGACAUCAUCUCCCAUUAGAACAUCUUUGUGAUUUUCUAGAAAAAGGACAUCUUUACAAUAAGCUGUCGCCUCUGUGUCUCUGUUCGGGGAGGAUUCUGCUUCUAUAGACACUGAGGCCUUUCUUUCUGAAGAUUAUUGCUGGAUAGUCAGGUUUUGUCUCCGUGCUGGGAAUAAAAGGAAAUGUGGAUUUUCAACAUAUUAUCAAAAGUGGAUGACACAUCGACAAGAAGACGGCACUUAGACGAAGAAAUACAAUGGCAGUAAAGAUCUUCUGUGCUGUACCAAAGCCCAAGGAUGUGGAAACGUACACUAGAGGAGAAGAUGAGGGAAGAGAUUGUUUGCAGCAGUUCCCCUGUUGUCCAGCUUGUAACCAGGACUAUGACAUGGCCCUGAUCCUGCCAUGCUCUCAUACUAUGUGUGCUCGCUGUGUGGCAGCUGCAGAGGGAACCAGCUCGUGUGGUCCACGACAGUCUGUGUGCUCGGUGCUGUGCCCCUGCUGCAGACAUCGUGUAGAGCUGCCGUGCUGGGCCUGGUCGUCUGCCACAUCCUGUCUGCCAAAACAUCCCACCCUGAGGCGUGAACGUGUCAGCGGGGAGACAGGCAUCGAAGGGGGGUCGCCUGAAGAUCACCUUCAACAUGUGCAGGAGGAGAAAACAGCACAGACCAGUUUACAUUGCUCCAGAGCUGCCAGUUCCUCAAUAAUACCAGAGGAUGGUGCUGUAGACCUGCAAGAAGAAGAAAUGGAGCAGUCUGUUUUUGGACUGCAUUUUGCUUUGGACCCUUCAACUGCCCCUCCAUCCCUCCAUCUUUCCAACUCCUCCCUCACGGUCACCUACCACAGACAGAGUCCCCCAGCCCCUCCUCCAGAAAACAAGAUCAGGAAAUCGACGAUGAGCCCUGACCCCAGGGCCCUCUUUCAUGUAUGCGCUGAUGUUGUGAUUGCACGGGGACAAUACUACUGGGAAGUGGACGUCUCUAACAGCUCCGUCUACAGGAUUGGUGUGAUCUCAUUGAACGGCUCUACUGGCUGGUGGCUUCAGAGGCAGGGCUCGUCUUUCUGUGCCGUGUACGAUGGGAGCUGUGAGCCAGUUUGCACUGUCCCACCUCAGAUCAAAACCUUCGGGGUCUUCCUCAACAUCGGAGGGGGAACCCUGAGCUUCCACAACCCUCUGACCCAGGAGCAUCUCACCACACUGCCCACCAGCUUCAGCCCUGGUGGAGUGCUCCCAACCCUGGGCCUGGGUCAGGGCAGGCUGAGGCUGCGUUGCGGCCUUCCCCCUCCUCCUCAUGUGUUUCUCAGUAAGGACUCGGCUUACAGGGGGCCUUGUAGGGCCGAUGGUAGUCGGUGGCGCAGGGAGGUUCCCUUUCAGUCUGUCAGGAAAGUGAUACAGAAGUUUGAGGAGCUGGCUUUGUCAGACUCAGACUCGGGCCUGGUGUCCAGUUUUGGAUCGUCCUGCUCCACCUUGGCUUCCCUUCCAGAUGUGGCAAUUCCUGGGAGUUUUCCCUCUGACCAAGCAGGACAGGAAACUGAAGCUGAAUGAGAAGAACUUCUAAAACUUUCUCUUCAAUGGAAGCAACAAAAAGACCCCGGUUCCCCUACAAAGUUUGAUCUAUGGCUGUCAUUUGAAAGGCAAAUUUUUUUUAUCUGGAGGGACUUUUAGCUGCCUCUUUCUACUCUCUGUGUGACCCCGGACCGGCAAUUGACUCUCUCCCCAGGACACAGGCCUUUCUCUCAGCUAAACAACCCCCACUGGUUUGGGCUUGGGGCAGAAAGAGUCCUCUGUAAUGUGAAGUGUGAGGAAAGGGUGGGCUUGUAGCAGCGGGACUUCUUGAUUUGUCUCAGUGUGACGGUUGUCAGACAGUGGGGGUCCUGGACCAGCAGUGUGCACGUUUCAGUGUAUGUGAGAAGCAGCACUACACUGAGCGUUAGCUCGGUCGCUCCUCCAUUUCGGUGUGUGUGUGAGCAAGAGGGAAUAACGUACAAGCAGCAGGAGGUGAGAUGAUGAGGUGCGAGUACAGUGACACCAGUGGUGUUGACACAGAUCGGCAAGGACAGGUGGUAGCAUCCGUUUAUCCCGCGGUCCGUCCUCGAUAGGACAGUAGGGUUGCCCUUUGCUGACCCUUUGAAAACCACAGGACUCCCCAAGACUUCAAAGGGGGUGACAGAGAGCAGGAGAACAGAGAGCGAGAAAGAGAAAACAGCAUGCAUGAAUUAAAGACAGCAGGUGAUGAACUGGAAAAAGGAAUGAGCUAAGAGAUUCCCAACAGCUUUAAUACCAAGAAGCCCUAAUGGAUGUGCUAGCUCAGGCCACCCCAUGUGAGAACUUGUUUUAAAGAAGAACUGGGAUAGCACAUGUAGUAGCAUAGCACAGAAACUUUAGGAACUUUACAAAGAAAGCCUCAAUGGACCUCAGUCCCGUUUUAAUGUAUGUGAUGUCUGUCAAAUGACUGAAUCAACAAGUGAACACGUGCAUCUGUGUUGGUUAUUGAUGGAAUCAAAGUUGGGAAAUGUCACCAAUUUCAGCCUCUUUUCUCAACAUACUGUUAGAAGUUUUUUAUUUUUUUUACUUUUUCAUGGUCACUUUUUUUUAGGUUCUUGACUAACAGGAGAGCACAACACAAAGUUGCACAGCCAUGUCACUCUGACCCCAGCACCCAGGAUAGAUUACUGCAUUUUAAAGUACAACCAAAUAAAAUUCCACUAAAGCUACAUGACAUUUGCACCAUUAAGCUGCAGUAUACUGGUUUUAAACUCUGUAUAUCUCCGCACUCGUCUUGCGUUCCUUGGAAGCUUUGGGUUGUGCACGUCUCUCAGAAUUAGAGAUGCAGUUCAGUGCAUGGCUGUUUAGACCCGAAAGUGAGGACAGCUGCAGAUUUGGAUCGCCACAACGGCCCAGAGUUUUUGAAAGAAAAAAACUCACACAGUCUGUCUGGCUGAGAAGCCAACCACAUCUCCAAUUUCAGCAUUUACAAUAUCGUAACCUCAAGUUUCACCAUGGCUUCUGUUUACAUUGUGCUAAAGUUUAGAAGGAAGCAGUUCUGUGUUCAGUGUGGAUGUAUUGCGACAGAUGGAUACAGCUCCACUGCAGCCUUGCCGUUAAGUUUUCCUACUGGUCACUCACAAAACUGCUACAUACAAACAAAAAUAUUUUUCCCACAGAUGGCAUUUACAAAAGACGUUUGUAAAACCACCGGCUGCUGCAACGGCAGGGUUUUAUUUAUUCUAUUAUGGAAAUACAUGGAUGCUUUAUAUUUGUAGAGCCUCCUCAGAGCCUAGAAGAAUGUGUUUCAUUAUGUGGUGUCAUCAGUGUUGUCAGUGUUUAGUGGGAACCAGCAGGGACCACGUGUGCAGUGGAUCACACAAUGCAAAUGCAGAAGUUUGAAAACUUUUCUGUGUACUGGGCCUGAGAAGCAGAUUUCAUUCAAGUGAAGUGGAGCCAUAUUCAGGGUGUCCCUAAAGUCUGGACACAGGAAAUCUCAUUAACUAUACAUUUUUUUGCCUCCACAGAUCAAAUAUGGCUUUGUUGAAAGAAGAAAGAGUUGAACUGGUACUUCUCAGUGGAUGUGACUUUAGGGACACCCUGUAGAUUCAUCUUUAAAAGGGACCAAUUCAGCUCAAUCCCAAAUCGACAUUCAUAUUCUAGAGUAGACCUUCAUCUGGCAAAUAUGAUUUGCUGAAAUUGAAACUGAUCACCAUUUGAUAAUGACCGUACUGAAACGUUGCAACGUUGAAGGUAUAGUAUAGUAUAGUAUAGUAUAGUAUAGUAUAGUAUAGUAUAGUAUAGUAUAGUAUAGUAUAGUAUAGUAUAGUAGUACAAAUUGCAAGUUAGACAGUGUGCAGGAGCCCCCUUUUAUGAACAUUGUAUAGAAAAAAUAAAAUGCUGGAUGUUCAUAUUAUUUUUUUUUUAAAAAGGAAUGUUUUAAUAAAUACAUGGUUUUCGGCCCACGGUGAUUGUGCUUUUCAAUCCUCUGGAAACACACACAGUACACAAACAAAGGGAACAAAUCUGUUGCUGUCACAGCCACCGUCUACUUCAACGCAUUGGUGUAAAUCAUGUAUAUCAGCAGCCUUAAGGUGAAUUUGUCUCUAACAGGUAACAAGAGAAGUAAAGAAAUUUUAGAAACUCAAAGAUACAAUUCAUGUUCAUAUAAAAAUGAUUUUGAAAAUCCCAAACUUAAAACACUAUUUGUGUUAAUUUACCUUUCAUUUGACAAUAACAGCCAAAUAUUUUUUCUAUCUUGUUGUUUCCUGUCUCAAUGGUAUAUUUUUCUCUUUUGGUCGCGGAUGUAUUUGCAGAUAAUGUUCUUCUAUUGGAACUGAACCAUGUUAAUGUUUUGAGCAGGGGGUGGAUGGAGGGGCCUUGAGAGGCUCUAGUAAUAUUUAAAUAAAGUCUCUCAAAUAGAUUUUUUAUCCUGUUAAUAAAAGUAAAUCCAUCCAUUA